Messenger RNA from Mercenaria mercenaria, 850 nucleotides. RefSeq names its product ubiquitin carboxyl-terminal hydrolase CYLD-like. The record is from RefSeq and is a predicted model, not a curated record. The annotation marks the transcript as partial. Gene Ontology annotation, molecular function: K63-linked deubiquitinase activity; cysteine-type deubiquitinase activity. NCBI's taxonomy places the organism in Eukaryota, Metazoa, Mollusca, Bivalvia, Venerida, Veneridae. Gene Ontology annotation, cellular component: cytosol. Gene Ontology annotation, biological process: protein K63-linked deubiquitination. The transcript is spliced from 5 exons.
UGCUGAAGACAAUCAGGAAACACAGCAUACAUAUUUCUACCAGUUAAUAAUGGAGAAAGAUGAAAGACUAGUUCUACCAACAACACAACAGUUAUUUGAACUAUCAUUUCUACAGAUUGGUAUCAAGCUUAAAGAGGUGCCAUCUUGUUUGAUCAUUCAGAUGCCAAGAUUUGGAAAAGAUUAUAAGAUGUACAAACGCAUACUGCCUAGUCUAGAGCUUGAUAUUACAGACGUUUUAGAAAAUGCACCCCGAGAAUGUAUUAUAUGUGGAGAUCUGGCAGCAUUUGAAUGUAAAGAGUGCUACCAGGUACAUGGGGCAGGUCUAAACACUAUUGCUUUUUGUGAUGGAUGUAAAAAAACAAGUCAUCAGCAUAAACUACGUGUGAAUCACAGAUGUAGAAAAAUAAGUGUACCACCAGCUUACCGGGACUUGUACUUGAGUCGUAAAGUUAGUGAGGGAAGGCCUAUUCCCAUACCUCGAGAAAAGAUGGAACUGUUUGCUGUCAUCUGUAUACAGACAAGCCAUUAUGUAUCAUUUGUGAAAACUGGCAAGGGUAGAGAUGCUAAGUGGAUCUUCUUUGAUUCAAUGGCAGACAGAAUGGGUGAACAAAGUGGAUACAAUAUUCCUGAGGUACGUGAAUGCAGUGAAAUCCCACGUUGGUUGUCAGAUGAAUGUUACAAUGACAUUAUGAAGUAUCCAGAAGAUAAAACUCUUCCAGAACAUAUGAGACGUCUUAUUUGUGAUGCCUAUAUUUGCAUGUACCAAAGUCCUCAAGUUAUGAUGUUUAAAUAAGGAAAUUCUUAAAUGUUAGUUGUGAUGCUGUGGAAGUACAUGUAGCAAUAUCAUAAA